CAUGACAUUAGUAUAUUAGCAAUUUUAUAUAAAUGAAUUAUAUAUAUAGUGUGCGGGUGGCAGUAACAUUUUAACGCAUCCCUUAAAGUUUUGAAUAUUAAUAAACAAAACACAAUAAUAUUUAUAAACAUAUCCAAUGGAGACAGAGAAUCCAGUUAUAUUGGAAACUUGCGAAAAUGAUUCGGUUUUGCUUCAGACUGUUAAAAAUAUUGUUGUUAAUCAAGAUCAACAUAAUGAAAUGGAACCUGGAGAAGAUGAAUUCUUUUUAGUAACCGAUGUUGACAAUGAUCAACAAAGAAAUAUAAAUAUUAAUAACGACGAGUCUAUAUGUAAUUUAAACGAAUCUUUAGAAAGAAUGUCGUUGUCAAGAUUAUGUAGAUUUUGUGCUAAGGUAUAUGAUCACUUUAUUCCAAUAUUUGAAGGAGAAGGCAUGGAAUAUUCAAUAUGUGACAAAAUACACAGAUAUUUACCUAUACAUAUUUCUGAGAAUGAUACAUUACCUUUGAAUUUAUGUUAUCGUUGUGCUGCCAUGAUAUUAACAUGGCACGGAUUCAUUGAAAAAUGUAUGAACGCUGAACGCAAAUUACUUGAAAUACAAAAUUCAUUUGAUAACAAACAAUACUUUCAACCACAGUCAACUUAUGAAUCAGAAAUUGUACCGGAAAUAAAUUUAUCUAAUAUUAAUGACAAAAAUUUUUCCAGUGAAGAAAAUGAAGUUAAAAAUGAGACACAUAAAGAAGGAACUGUUAAUUAUUUAAACAGAUCCAGUGGCAACCGGACAACGUUUAAAAUGUUCCUGGAAAUGCACAAUAUAUUUUGGAAACCGUAUAAAAAGAGAUGUCAGCUACAACAAAAGAAAUCAAAUACUAAUGGAGAUUGUAAUUCUGUUUGGAUAGCCGUAAUGGAUACAACGCUUGAUCAUCAUUCUUCGAUAACCGAUCUACAACAGAAUAAUGAUGUUGAAGUGAAAGAAAAAACAUCAGAAGAGUACAAACCAAAUAAUAUCACAAUUAUGGAUCGUGAAGAAAAUACGUGUAUGAUGGCAUUUCUUCCUAAUGUAAAUGGUGAAUCAGAAAAACCUAAGAGAUGUGAAACUUCCUUAAACGAUACUAAAGAAUCUAACAAACAGAUGAAAAAACAAAAAACCUAUUCAAAUACACAGGAAUCAUAUAAAUGUGUCGAGUGUGGGAAAUAUUUUAAAUUAAAAGAUUCUUAUUUGAGACAUAUGAGGAUACACAAGGAUGAAAGACCAUUUACUUGUCAUGUAUGUGGAAAACAGUUUCGUGAUUCUGGUGGGCUUUCAAGACACUUAAGAGAUGUACAUGCGAAGCUUAAAAAUUUUACGUGCGACAUUUGUGGCAAUUCGUUUGCAUCUAAAGCUACGAGAGAUGAUCAUCGUCGUACGCAUACAGGAGAAAGACCUUACAUUUGUGAUUCCUGUGGUAAAACAUUUAAAUCUAAAGCUUCACUUUAUAUUCAUAGUAAAUUGCAUACUAAUGAGUUUCCACAUCCAUGCAGUUAUUGCAAUAAAAAGUUUCGUAGACGUCAAGAAAUGUUAACCCAUGUAACAACGCAUACAGGUGAAAAGAAUUAUGAAUGUGAUGAAUGUUCGAAAAGAUUCCGAGUCAAAUCUGAAUUGGUCAGGCAUAAGCUCGUCCAUUCUGAAAUUAAACCAUUUGUUUGUGUCAAAUGUGGAUUGGCUUUUCGUCAAAAACGUCAUUUAAAUUAUCACAUUAAAAACAGACACGUAGAUUUAUUACAAAUGAAAUAAUUUGCACGUUGCAUAAUUUGUUGUAAAUUAUAUGUAUAAACGUAAUUGAUGAA
This is a messenger RNA of Polistes dominula (European paper wasp), 1824 nucleotides long. RefSeq lists its product as uncharacterized. Gene Ontology annotation, cellular component: nucleus. Lineage: Eukaryota; Metazoa; Arthropoda; Insecta; Hymenoptera; Vespidae. Gene Ontology annotation, biological process: regulation of transcription by RNA polymerase II. The record is from RefSeq and is a predicted model, not a curated record. Gene Ontology annotation, molecular function: RNA polymerase II cis-regulatory region sequence-specific DNA binding; DNA-binding transcription factor activity; zinc ion binding.